Messenger RNA from Mycotypha africana, 375 nucleotides. RefSeq names its product Prefoldin. Lineage: Eukaryota; Fungi; Mucoromycota; Mucoromycetes; Mucorales; Mycotyphaceae. Gene Ontology annotation, biological process: chaperone-mediated protein complex assembly; protein folding. Gene Ontology annotation, molecular function: protein-folding chaperone binding. The transcript is spliced from 5 exons. Gene Ontology annotation, cellular component: cytoplasm; prefoldin complex. The coding region runs from base 1 to 375 and encodes 124 amino acids. The record is from RefSeq and is a predicted model, not a curated record.
AUGAGCAGCUUGCAGGUUAUUGAAGCAAAACUCGAAGCAGAGUCAAGAGCAUUUCAACAGUUACAAAAAGAAUUGACACAGGUUGUCGAAAACAGACAACGAUUAGAGUCGCAACAGCAGGAAAAUGAAAUUGUUAAUAAAGAAUUUCAACAUUUAGACGAUGACAGUAAUAUCUACAAAUUGAUCGGCCCUGUCUUGGUCAAGCAAGACAAAACAGAAGCAGAAACCAACGUUAAGAACAGAUUGAACCUGAUCGCUAGCGAAAUCAAACGGGUGGAAUCACAGUUGACCGAUUUGACACAAAAGUCAGAAAAGAAAAAGCAAGAGAUUGCCAAGUUACAGAUGGAGUAUCAGCAAUUAGCAACAAAAAAAUAA